Volvox carteri f. nagariensis is the source of this 6553-nucleotide messenger RNA. RefSeq lists its product as uncharacterized. Gene Ontology annotation, cellular component: RNA polymerase II, core complex. The record is from RefSeq and is a predicted model, not a curated record. Gene Ontology annotation, molecular function: DNA binding. Gene Ontology annotation, biological process: transcription by RNA polymerase II. Bases 1 to 5640 code for a protein of 1879 amino acids. Lineage: Eukaryota; Viridiplantae; Chlorophyta; Chlorophyceae; Chlamydomonadales; Volvocaceae. The transcript has 29 exons.
AUGGCCAGCGUCGACCGGUUCCCUUACAGCAGUGCGCCUGUGCGGCAGGUUAAGGCCGUGCAGUUUAGCGUCUGGGAUCCAGCCGAAAUCAAAGCAUACUCCGUCGCUGAACUUGUAACCAGCGAGACCUAUGAGAAGGGAAAGGCGAAGCUGGGUGGCCUGUCGGACCCCCGUAUGGGGACAAUGGACCGUGGUGGCAUCUGUACCACCGACGGUGCCAACGCUAACGACAGCCCGGGAUACUUCGGCCAUAUUGCUCUGGCACGGCCCGUGUACCAUAUCGGCUUCAUCAAAACCGUCAUCCGUGUGCUGCGCUGCGUCAGUUAUCACACGUCGCGGCUACUGGUUGACAAGUACGCGUACGGCCUCCGCAUCAGCGACUCGGAGAAGCGGCUGCGCUACUUUGUGCACUUGUGCCAGGGCAAGAAGGUGGACGAGACGACGGGCAACCCACAGCCGUCGUACAGGUUGGACGGGCUCAAGAUUAUGGCCGAAUUCCCCAAGGUUAAGGGGGACGAGGAACAGGAGCAGGACAACGUGGAGCGCAAGCAGGAGCUGACCGCUGCUCGCGCGCUGGAGAUCCUGAAGCGCAUUCCCAACGAGGACUGCAAGGCGCUGGGCUUCGACUGCCGCUUUACGCGGCCGGAUUGGAUGAUUAUCCAGAACCUGCCCGUGCCGCCGCCGCCAGUGCGGCCGUCCGUUAUGAUGGACAGCAGCAGCCGGUGCGAGGACGACCUGACUCACAAGCUGGCGGAAAUCCUCCGCACCAAUAACGCUAUCAAGAAACAGGACUCCACGGGCACACCGCAGCACGUUAUUGCUGAGCAGAUCAUGGCGCUGCAGUACCACAUCACCACCUACUUUGAUAACUCCAGUCCAGGCAUUCCCAGGUCCAACCAAAAGUCGGGUCGGCCGAUCAAGUCUAUCAGCGAGCGGCUGAAGGGUAAAUCGGGGCGCAUCCGCGGCAACCUGAUGGGCAAGCGUGUGGACUUCUCAGCGCGUACCGUCAUCACGGGUGACCCUAACAUCGGCAUUGAUGAGCUGGGUGUGCCCUGGUCCAUUGCGCUCAACCUGACCUUUCCCGAGACGGUGACGCCCUUCAACAUUGAGAAGCUUCAGAAGCUGGUGGAUAACGGUCCGAACCCCCCUCCCGGCGAGACGGGUGCCAAGCACAUCAUCCGGGAGGAUGGUCGCCGCAUCAACCUGGCGGUGCUGAAGAGUGGGGCGGACCGCCGAUUGGAGCCUGGGGACAAGGUGGGCGGGUUUUUUUGUGGGCGUUCCCACCGCCGACACACAUACACACACUCACACUCUCACCGUGUGUUUUUGCAACGUGCUUCGCACCUGCAGGUGGAGCGCCAUCUCACCAACGGUGACCUGGUGCUGUUCAACCGGCAGCCCUCGCUGCACAAGAUGUCUAUGAUGGGGCACCGAGUGCGCAUCCUGCCCUACUCCACCUUCCGCCUGAACCUGAGCGUGACGACGCCCUACAACGCCGAUUUCGACGGUGACGAGAUGAACAUGCACGUGGCACAGACACACGAGACACGCGCCGAGAUGCGCGAGCUGAUGAUGGUGCCUCGGAACAUCGUGUCGCCGCAGGCCAACAAGCCCGUCAUGGGCAUCGUGCAGGACUCGCUGCUGGGCACCCGCCUCAUGACGAAGCGUGACAUCUUUAUCGAGAAGGACGUCUUCAUGAACACCAUCAUGGGCAUUGAGGACUGGGACGGUACUGUGCCCAUGCCCACCAUCCUCAAGCCCAAGCCGCUGUGGACCGGGAAGCAGAUCUUCUCCAUGUUCGUUCCGGAUGUGAACCUGAAGAACAAGAGCGCCUGGUACAAGGACACGGACGUGCAAGACAUGUCUGUGGACGACUCGCAGGUGCUGAUUCGCUCCGGGGAGCUGCUUACGGGUGCGCUGUGCAAGAAGACCGUCGGCAACGGCGCGGGUGGUCUGGUCCACCUAACUUGGCUGGAGCAUGGGCCCCACGCGGCACGCGGCUUUAUCAACAAUGUGCAGCGCACCGUCAAUUACUGGGUGCUGCAGCACGGCAUGAGCAUCGGCAUCGGAGACACGGUGGCCGACGCCAAGACUAUGACCAAGGUCAACGAGAUUAUCGAGGAGGCCAAGCGUAAGGUGAAGGAGGUGGUGGAGAAGUACCAGCAGAAUGCGCUGGAAGCCCAGCCGGGUCGCACUAUCCACGAGAGCUUCGAGGCUCAGGUGAACCAGGUUCUGAACAAGUGCCGUGACGACGCCGGCAAGGCCGCCUACAUGUCGGUGGAUCUGUCCAACAACAUCAUCAAGAUGGUGACGGCGGGCUCCAAGGGCUCCAACAUCAAUAUCUCCCAGAUGAUGGGUUGUGUGGGGCAGCAAAACGUCGAGGGCAAGCGCAUUCCGUUCGGCUUCCAAAACCGCACGUUGCCGCACUUCAAUAAGGACGAUUUGGGUCCCGAGGCCCGCGGUUUCGUGGGCAACUCCUACCUACGAGGCCUCACACCGCAGGAGUUCUUUUUCCACGCCAUGGGUGGUCGCGAAGGUCUUAUCGACACGGCCGUCAAGACCGCCUCCACCGGUUACAUCCAGCGAAGGCUGGUCAAAGCCAUGGAGGACAUGGUGGUGCGGUACGGCGGUACCGUGCGUAACAGCCAGGGAGAUGUCGUGCAAUUCCUCUACGGCGAGGAUGGCAUGGAUGCUGUGCGCAUUGAGAGCCAGACGUUUGAGCACCUCAAGUGGGACCCGGUGAAAAUUGACAAGGUGUACCGGGUCGACACCUCACGCGACCUGGCGCCCGACUGGCUGUCCAACGAUGAGUACGAGGCGCUCCGUACAGACCCCGAGACGGAGCAGGCGCUCCGGGAGGAGAUGGCGCAGCUGAAGGAGGACCUGCGUGUGCUGCGGGAGGAGGUUCUUACCACCGGGGAUGAGAAGGUCAACAUUCCGCUCAACUUGGCGAGGUUGAUCUGGAACGCGCAGACCAAGUUCGGCUGCAAGCCGCACAGGCCUGGUUGGACGGGUUUGCCGGUGAAGGAGGUGGUGGUCAAGGUUCAGGACCUGUGCCGGCGGCUGGUGGUGGUGGUGGGAAGCGACGGGCUGUCCGUGGAGGCCCAGAGGAACGCUACCAUCAUGUUUCACUCUAUGGUCCGCAUGCACCUGGCCGUCAAGCGGGUGCUGUCCGAGUACAAGCUCAACCAGAAGGCCUUUGACUGGCUGUUGGGCGAAAUUGAGACGCGCUUCUUCCUGGCGCUGUCCCACCCGGGCGAUUGUGUGGGCACUGUGGCGGCACAAUCGCUGGGAGAACCUACGACGCAGAUGACGCUCAACACGUUCCACUUUGCUGGUGUGUCCGCCAAGAACGUGACGCUGGGUGUGCCCCGCUUGACGGAGCUUAUCAACCUGGCCAAGAACAUCAAAACGCCCACACUCACGGUGCACCUGCUGCCCGGACUGCGCGAGAACAAGGACCGGGCCAAGGAGGUUCAAGCCAAGCUGGAGUACACAUGCUUCAAGAACGUGGUCAAGACCACGGAGAUUUGGUACGACCCUGUGGAUCCCGGCAACCCCAACCAAACCAUUAUUGGGGAGGAUGAGGAGAUGCUCAGCAGCUACUACGACCUGGCAGGCGAGGAGGAUCUGGCGGUGCUGCCCCGGCUGUCUCACUGGCUGUUGCGCUUCGAGCUCAACCGCGGCACCAUGCUCGACAAGGGCCUGACGCUGGGAGCGGUGCAGAAGGCCCUGCAGGACGAGUGGGAGGACUUCAUUAACGUGCUGGUGAACGAUGAUAACGCGGAGAAGCUCAUCAUGCGCAUCCGAGUGAUGAAGACGGAGGAGGCGAGCAAGGACGAGUCUGCGGAUCCCACCGAGGACACGAUGCUCAAGUUGUCCGCUGCCAUCAUGGACGUGCGACUGCAUGGCGUGCCCAACAUCCGCAAGGUGUUCAUCCGCGCGGAAAACCAGCACAUCUACGACAGGGAACGUGGCUCCUUCCGGAAGUAUGAGGAAUGGAUCCUGGAUACUGAGGGCAUCAACCUGGAGCAGGUGCUGGCCUUUGAGGGCGUGGACCCCCGGCGCACCAUGUCCAACAGCAUCAUCGAGGUGCUGGAGGUGCUGGGGAUCGAGGCUGCGCGUGCUGCACUGCUGAAGGAGGUCCGCAACGUCAUUUCCUUCGAUGGCUCCUACGUCAACUACCGUCACCUGGCUUGCCUGGUGGACAUCAUGACAUGCAAGGGCUGUCUCAUGGCCAUCACCCGUCACGGCAUUAACCGCAAUGGGAACGGACCCAUGACGCAAUGCAGCUUCGAGGAGACGGUGGAUAUUUUGUACCGGGCGGCCAUGUUUGGCGAGCGUGACCGGCUGACGGGUGUGUCGGACAACAUCAUGAUGGGCAAUAUGUGUCCUCUGGGCACCGGCGCCUUCGAUCUGCUGCUGGACGAGUCGGCGUUGGAGAGCGCUUUUGACGUGCAGGCGAGUGUAUGUGCGAGUGCCACACCGGGCCGCUACACGCCAGGCCGCUCGCCGCACCGCACGCCUGGGCCCAUGUCGCCUUCGCACAUGCUAUCGCCCAUGCAUUCGCCCUUCAUCGGCGGCGGCGCGUUCAGUCCCAUCGUGGGCGGCGCCUUCAGCCCCGUGCAUGGCAGCGGGGCCCCCAUGUCGCCUGGCUACAGCCCGACGUCGCCUGGUUACAGCCCAACCUCCCCUGCCUACUCGCCGACGAGCCCGGCGUACUCGCCUACCUCACCUGCCUACUCCCCGACGUCGCCAGCCUAUUCGCCCACCUCCCCAGCGUACUCCCCCACCAGUCCGGCAUAUUCGCCAACGUCGCCGGCGUAUUCACCCACGUCGCCAGCUUACUCGCCAACCAGCCCUGCCUACUCCCCGACGUCGCCAGCCUACUCGCCAACCUCCCCGGCAUAUUCACCCACAUCCCCGGCGUACUCGCCCACGAGCCCGGCGUAUUCACCGACGAGCCCGGCCUAUUCACCAACGUCGCCGGCCUACUCGCCGACCUCACCCGGCUUCUCCCCGACAUCGCCGGCGUAUUCACCAACCAGCCCAACUUACUCGCCCACGAGCCCGACCUACAGCCCGACAUCGCCAACCUACAGCCCGACCGGUCCGGCCUACAGCCCAACUUCACCGUCGGAGCGCCCAACUGGCUCGCGCUUCAGCCCGGCGUCCCCCAACUACAGCCCCACCUCACCCAACUACAGCCCGACAAGUCCUCAAUACAGCCCUACAAGUCCGCAGUACAGCCCGACAAGUCCGCAGUACAGUCCGACAAGUCCGCAGUACAGUCCGACAAGUCCGCAGUACUCCCCUACGGCAGCCGCCAAGCCAAGCCCCGCCUAUUCGCCCACAGCGGACGUCUCCCCAGUGUAUUCCCCUACCGCAGACGUGUCACCAUCGUACUCCCCGACGGCGGAUGUCAGUCCACCGCAGGGCGGCGCGGGACCGUCACCGCUGACUGGCGGCGGCGGCCAGGAGUACUCCCCAACUAGCGCACACUACAGUCCAGGCGUGCUGGCGGGUCUAUCCCCGCCGUUUGGCCAAGGCGGAGGCGGUGGCGGUGGCGGAGGGCAGGGGACGGGGACAUAUAGCCCGCAACGGACCAGCCCAACAUUUAGUCCAUCAUUUAAACCGUGAACUGAUUGCGUGUGGUAGCUGCGGCUGGAUGGAGGCUGGAUGAACGAACGGAUAAAGAGGACCGCGGAAAGGACCUGGCCGCGUUAUACUUGGGAUGGAUAAUAGUUAGGUUUUAGGGUUUGAUAUGCUGGUUGAGAUUCCGCAGGGGGGCUGGCAAGCAGAGGGGAGGGAUUUAUGGCGUAGUGGGAUAGCAUGCUUUCGGUGUGAUGGUGAAAUAGUUUGGCUACGUGCGCCAUGUCAUGUUGGGCACCGGACGGGUUUUGCUUGCUGUUCAACGUAUAGUGGUUGCAAGGGCGUUGAGGAUUGUGAAUUACUUUGUAUUACUGGUAUGGCGGGAAAGGGGGCAGAACUGAAAUGCAAACCCAAGAGACGACCUGGCAGUAUACGAAAUUGGAUGUUUCUUGAUGGUACAAAAAUACUCGUCGUGUUUUUGACUUCUGAGGCCUGGCAAAUGGCUGUCUCGUAUGGCUGAAUGGGCAUUUCCCGUUGACAGCUGAGGAGAACGGCAGCACAUUCGUAAACUAGAGACGAAACCGACAAUCUUGUUGCGGAUGGGUCCGGAAAUGGCAAGUACUGCUAGCCCCUACUGGUGGCUAGCGUAGCGCUCACGGCAUGCGAUGAUUGCGUAUCGCAUCCGCGUUUGCAACGGCAGCAGAUUGUUUAGGAGCACUCCGCUCAGUCCUGGAUUUCGUGCCCGGUGCAGGUCAUUAACUCUCCAACAAUGCAGGUCGGGUUCCUGUGCGGGCCGGGUGUGCGCUUUUAAUGGAUCCGGUUUCCGUUCAGGAUCCGGCAGCGUCAGGUCAUUUGAUGUGAUGUGCACGCAGAGGCCGUGUGUGUGGAAGGGAGGAUGCGGCGUGAAGGUGUGCUCGCUCCCUCCCUAAUCGCAGGCAGGGAAAAGGAGAGGGCCAGGGUC